This is a messenger RNA of Aspergillus clavatus NRRL 1, 1113 nucleotides long. RefSeq names its product mRNA splicing protein PRP18. Gene Ontology annotation, cellular component: U5 snRNP; U2-type post-spliceosomal complex; U4/U6 x U5 tri-snRNP complex. The record is from RefSeq and is a predicted model, not a curated record. The transcript is spliced from 2 exons. Bases 1 to 1113 code for a protein of 370 amino acids. Lineage: Eukaryota; Fungi; Ascomycota; Eurotiomycetes; Eurotiales; Aspergillaceae. Gene Ontology annotation, biological process: generation of catalytic spliceosome for second transesterification step; RNA splicing.
AUGGAUUUCGCAUCUUUGAUGGCCAAGGAAAUUUCCAAGGCGAAAAGUCCUGCCGUGCCCAGUUCAUCAUCAGCAUCAGAACAAAAAGAACUCACCAAGGCUCCGGAGAAGAAAUACGUCCGUCGUGCGGAUCUAGAAGCUGCCAGAAUCGCCGCCUACAGUGAGGAACAGGAGCGGUUACAGCGCGAGCGAGAGGAGCGCCAGGCCCAGAAACGCAAGCACGAGGAGGAAGAGGCAGAUCGGCGGCGUGAGCGGGAGGAGAAGAAACGACGACUAGCCGAGGAAUCAAAGAAGAAACGAGAGGAGGAAGAGUUCGCAAAGGAACGCGAGCGGCGGAAGAGACUUGGUUUGCCUGAACUACCGCCCCCCGGCGACAAGGAUGGAAAGACCUCGGGCGAGGAGGAGGAUAUCCCCGACGAGGAACUCAAUCAGAAGCUCCGCGACCUCAAGGAGCCUAUCUGCUACUUCGGAGAGAACCAUGUCGCCCGUCUGCGCCGAUACCGUCGUCUUGUGCGUCGUUCGCAGACUCCCCAGCCGAAGAUUACGAACGGGCCUAUCCCCACGACUCUGGAGCCUGUACCGGAGGUGGAUAUGAAGAUUCCCACGACUCUGCCUAAAGACGCAGAGGGUCGCAAGUUUCUGUUUCGACAACUGGGCUCCUACUUCAACAUGGUGCUGUCUGAGUGGGAGUAUGCCCUGUCGAAACGCGAUAUAUCGGUAAAGCAGAGCCUCACCGGUCGCCAGGCCUACAAUGCAAUGGUCCAAUCGAGGGAGAACCUCAAACCGCUGUUUCGCAAGUUCGAAAAGAACGAUUUGGACGACAAUCUAUUGGAACCCAUCAUGGAGAUCGUACACAAGGCCCAGUUGCGGAGAUACGUGGAUGCUAACGACGCUUAUCUACGCGUGAGCAUUGGAAAGGCAGCCUGGCCUAUUGGCGUGACCAUGGUUGGUAUUCACGAGCGCUCGGCUCGAGAGAAGUUGCACCAGAGCGAUCAGCAGGCGCAUAUUCUGAGCGAUGAAAUGACUCGCAAGUUCCUGCAAAGUAUCAAGCGUUGUCUGAGCUAUGCUCAGACUCGGUGGCCUCCAGAUGAUCAGCUGCAAAUCAUGGGCUGA